GACUUUCUGGUCGCGGACCAAGUAUCGUCACAAAGAAAUUUUGUAGUUUGGACAUGGAUAAGCAUGUCGGAAGUAUGUAGUGAUUAGGUCCUUGAGGUUGCCGUAGCUGUGAACAAAUGGUUCUCAGAUUCUCCCAUAAGAUGAAUGACAAGUGAAAAAUAUGAGGCGUGUAGCGCUCCUGGGUCGGUGUAAAUGGUGACAAAACACGAGGAGAUCGAGGCUUUUGUUCUCGCUUUGUUGCUAAGCCGGAAAUGCGUCAACAGUGGCGGCUGCGAUUAGGAUCGCACUUUUAGUAACGGACAGAACCGCCCACUACAACUUUCGGCACCGACGACGCGAACGACGGAGAAGGUUGGUGCCGUUCUUGCUAGACGUAAGCAUUUUCUGCUCCCCGCCAUUGCGUUCUUCGGCUUUGGAAGUCAACAUACGUACAAGUGCCCCUGUGCUGGGCACCAGUACCAACUCCAACUCCAGAUGCGCCUCGCGGGGCCGUCGGGUAGCGGCGUUGAACAGGUGACAAAAAAGAGCAGAUACCUUCACCUUCAGACGUCGCCCGUUUCAUCUCCGCAGGAGAGCCGUGGAAAACAUAUGAACAGUUCCUACUACAGUAGCAGUGGUACUAAUACGAACCGACAACCGCAGCAACCUCCCGCUGGGCCCAGUGGCCAGUUCCGGCUACAGCCGUGGUUUCACGGACCCGACAGCAAUAACCUCCGCGUUUACACGGGCUUCGGGUCGCCACCGCCUCCUGCUGCAGCGACAACUACUUCCAGCAUCUCCUCGACUGCAGGCAGUCAGCGAGGCGCGCAUCAGCAGCUUCAGCCAGGAGGCAACAUCCUAGCGCCCUCGGCGUCGUCGACUGGAUCUCCGAUCUCGUAUCUCCAGCACCAAGGAAGUGCAACUUCUACGAGCAACAUCGCUGCCUCAUCGCACACAUCUUCGCUGACGUCGCCAAUAUUGCAAGCGCAGCGCCAGCCUGGUGGUGGUGGUCGGAGUUCCUUCACGUCGUCCUCUCCCGGCGACCAAGGCGCCGGAUCCGGCUUGUUUACUACCUCAUCCGCGAUAAAGAGCAGCAACAGCCCAGCGGUCGCGUCGAAGACAAUGGUGAAUGCUUCGGGAAGCGGUGCUCCGCCGCUGAUGGGCUUCAGCGCGGGAGGAGGGUCGGUUUCAUCAACGAAUAACAAAACGUCAUUUAACCCAGCGCCACAAGCAUUGCAGCCUUCAGCUAUGGUAUGACUACAUGAUGGACAUAAUCGUGUUUGCGGUUGCGGUGUUUAGCAGUCAUAAAGGAUGUUUUACCUGCGAUGAAGCAAGUACGUAGAGCUACAACUUGCUACACCAAUACCUGAUGAAGUAGUUUUUUAAGUACUGAGUUCAACAGAAAUGCAUCAUCGUGGUGGAAUCAUUUUCGAUGUACACCAGUUGAAAUGAAGAAAGUAUACAUGUCGUCCAGGAUACGCUGCUGUAGAAUGUUAUUCACCACCGAAAAGGACGCAAAGUGUUUUACUUGCGUGAAUUUGGAUGUGUGCGAGUGGCACGCGCAAACGCAUAAUUCUGAAUUAGGCAUGGAAGGUUUCAGCUUGAACAGUUUUUAUCACACAAUUAAUUACUCGACGUCCGUAUUUUACUGAUAGACGAGGAUUACGUGUGCUGAUACGUCGCUAUAGCUUGUUUAGAAGAAUUUGUAUUUGAAAUCAUCUUCAAUCAGGGUUCGUCUGCAACCAGCAGCGCAAGUCAAUACAGUCCGCAUUUGCAGCGGGGCUCGCCCAAUGCAGCGGUAAGGUUCGGCGGAUCGCCGGACACGCUCGCCACGUACCGAACUGGUACCGGCACCAACCACGGGGCUAAACGGGGUAGCAGCAACAAAAAGACACCGGACUACACGCUGGGACCGCCCCGCGAGAUCACGAAGAGGCCAGAGGGCGAGGCGUACGGAUUUUCUAGUGCUGAAUACUUGGCAUUUGAUGUGCUCGUCCUUCUACUGAUCUGUGUUGUUCUUUGUGUGUGUCAGAGGGACAGUGAACGUCAUACAUAAAUAAUUUUUUUGUCAAUGUUGAAAUAUGACCACGUGGUCCUCUUCUUGGUUCCAGCAGUGGUUCUGAUAGAUACGUGUAGAUGAAAAAGACGCCACUCGCUGGCAUCGCUCGCGCUGCGUGUACAACAACUCAGUUCUGCUUUAUGAAUGUAUUGUCCUGUCUGGUGGUCAACAACAGCGCUCCUCCGAGUUCCCGAUCCGGAGUCCGAGCCCCUCAUCGGUUGAUGGUCGAUCUGGGGGCCGAUCCGGAUACGUACGGCGAUUAUAUGGACCGGCUUCCCGAGCCCGUGAACACGUUCCAGACAAAACCGGACCAGGAGCAUGAGGCUGUUGGAUUCGAAACCAACAUGCUGGGAGGCGUUGAGCAUACAAGGUACCUAUCUAUAUGUUCUGCUUUCAUUUUGCGUUUGCUGUACAACUCGUCGCCGUUGAGCUACUACAAAUAGCAUGAUUUAAUAGUAGGGUUCAUCUUCAUCCCAUUUUUUCGCACUGGCGAAGGAUUCUAUCCGUCGCGUCCGUGGUCUUUUUUCGUGCACCUUGAGAUAGUUCACCAUAAUAUCUUACCUGGAUCGUUGCUGUGGUGACACGUAUGUCUACUCGAAUCAGAAUCAAAAGACAAGGUCUGCAAGAGUAAUCAUGAAGGAAAUCUAUCACUCAGAAGUUGUAUUCGAAUUGAGUUCUUGAUGUUGUUCCUGUUCCUCUCAGUCGAGUCCGAGUCGUGAUAGUGAUGUAUCCUUCGCCCUCCAUGUGUUUUUUUUUCGUGCUGCAGUAGUCACCGCACUUGGACCCACCUCCCUGUGAGACGCAGGUAGUUUUGAAACAGGCAAAGAUCUGAUAUUUGAUGGCAAUGUUGCGUACAGCUGGACGAGCCAGCACGAUGCGUAAUGCUCGAUCAACUUCAGCACGGCAGUUGGUUAUGGUUUAGAGCUAUGCUUAUAUGUACACUGACAUCUUCCUCGCGGAUUAUUUUUGCUCACAGUGAGACUCAUUUCUAAUGAAUUAUCUACACUCCUGUUUGGAAGAUACCUCUUCUUUGAUCUCUCAGGCUUCCUGGACACCCUACGACAAACAUGUUUCCCGGCAUGGAUGUAACUAUUGGGAUGGAAGGGGGCUCCCCGAGCGCUUCGGCCGCCGCGGCGCGUGAACGAGAACGCAGGCGAGAGCUGCGCGCUGCGACCAGCGGAGACGGCGGAGGAGCAGCAGGUUCGACACCAGCCGAAUUCGAGCAGACAAUCCUACCAUCCGGUGCUGGCGUGGUCGUCGCCCCUUCUGGCUCAGUAAGAAGCAUCUGUAACUGUGAGUAUAGAUCUUUCUACCUUUUUUUGCGUAUGGAUCGAAAUCUAAAUCAACAUCCAAACCAAAGUAGCUUGGUUGCGAAGAUGCUGUUAAUGGCCGCGGUGUAUGUUGCAGUAGGCAUGCCCACCUCCUCGCGCAAAAAGCAUAGGAUUAGAUACAAGGCCUCACGCUCACCUAGAGGUGGCAGUAGAGCUUUGUAUUUGUCUCUUCCUGAGCUAUAAGCCUAUUGAACUUGAGAUUGGCCAUAGCAGACAAAGCUAGAACUUCCGCGAGUAUGUAGUGCGUCUGUUCGUAGUUGUUCCUAACUGUGUUUGAGGUUUCAUCCCAUCAGUUUUUUUUUUAAAGAUUGGUGACAUCAAAAAGGUUCCACAACAUUUCGGGGGAAACGCAAGCAGAGCGUCAUCCGGCGCGGGAGCGUCUUUCGCGCAGCAGAACUUCUACUCAUCGUCAAGUCUACCGUUGCCAGGAGAUCAGCUCCCUGCGAGCUCCUCAAGCUACGCUUCGUAUGAUCAAGCAACGCCUGCGUCCUCGUCUUCCGCGGGCGCAGCAGCCGGCGCCAGUGGUGUGACGGUCCCUCCACAGGCUCCUGCCAGCGUGGCCAGUGCAAUGCCAGAGAAGUCCAUUUUCAACCUCCCCGGCUUGAGCAUGCCUAACGGCCUCAGUCUAAAUGGGGCGUCCCUCACCGGUGCACUGGAUCUCGUUGGCGGUGGCACGUCCGGCGGGCCCGGAGAGCGGGUGCAUGGCUCGGGAGCCUCAAGCGCGGGCUCCUCCGAUAGUAGCAUCCCAAUGAUCAUUAACUCGGCACGAGGGCCCAACCUGAACACGCUAGACGGGUGGAUCAACAACCAAAACUUGGGACGCAUCGAGACUGUGGACCAGGCGAUCAUCGAUCGCGUCAAGAGAGUUGCAAUCAACCGCCCCCUGCGGCGCGACUUCACCGACUUUGCGCAGGAGCUCAGAGAGGUCUUUCCUCAGGAAACACUCGACAAAAUCUUCCAGCGCACCGGCAGAAGCAGUACCAAAAAUGGUUUUACGAUGAUUUUGAUUGCCUUGGCGUCCGUUUGUCGACUAAAUCUAAAGCUACGAAGAAACAUGAUGUAUUGAGGUACAGGUAUAACAGGUCCCACCAGGAGAAAAAUGCUCAUCCACGCUCUUCCGGGAGUUCUUGUGUAGUACUUCAUCUGUUCAUGUUCAUCUCAUCUUUUGAAAAGAGGGACGAGCGGUCCCGUGUGAGGGCGCAAUCGGAAUCCCGUGAGAUCAGGAGAAAGAUAAUUUUAUCACAAUAUGCAGGUGGUGGAGGAGGCUCCUCCUCGUCGUCCAUCAGUACGCAGGAUAUCAAGAAGUUUGCGGGUGGCGGGCUGAACCACGAGUUUAUUAUGACCGGAAUGGGAGCCCAGGGGAAACUCUUGGUGAAAGUAAUCGCCGUGCGACAGGAGAUGCCCGGCGCCUCACAAGGCGAAGCGGUAGAGACAGAAUAUCUUCGCCUGUGCUGCCCUGAGCUGCCGAGCGACGCAAAUGUCUGCUUCCCAAUCGCCUCCUAUCGCGGAGUUAUCGAGCAGACGAAUUCGAGCACAAGCAGUAGCUCUAUCCUCGCAAAAUCAACACGGUUGCCCAGGCCAAAAACGGCACGUCGCAUCGUCACAAGCUAAUGCUAACGUAAGGUUCCGGCUCGGCCAUCGCGCGCACUACGAAUGGAAAUGCGUCUAUUCUGCGUCCACCAGCGAGCGCGUUUUGUCAUUAUUACAGAGGGAACUAGUCACCAGUCUUGACAGACGUGUCCCAGAAGCUUGCAUGAGUGUGCUCUUCGUAUUAUAUUUCUCUCUCAUAGCAGAUAGAUUUAGAUGCAGCUUAUCCUUUUUCUGAGACGCUUGCGACGCUUGCUUGCGUUUUUGCUUUCUUGGCUUGCAAUUUUUCUGGUAUUAACUCGAAGAGAGCAGGAAGAAAUAGUCGGGGAGAGCAGAAGGUUGUGGAUCCAUUGGGUAUAAAUAGGUCGCCAUGUCAACUCAUUGCUUUGAAUUUUGCUUUUCUGGUGCGCAACACGUCCGGCCGUCAAUGUUGUCACGACUGUGGAUGAGCGCCAACGUGAUGUAUCAGUAUCUUCAUCAGCAAGGCAACACGCCAACUUCCAAUUCAUGUGCUUCGCGAAAUGAGAUUGCGAGCGAAGAUGAAAAUAGUAUGCAUCACGAAAAAAUCAAAAUACAGCGCCGAAGUACUAUGAUAUCGUCGUCUUAAAUUUUGUGGAAAACUGCAUCAACAUACGGGACCUGGUAUCAGCCUUCGAUAAAGCUCCUGGGGAAGUACAGCAGGAGGUGAUGGGGCACAUGAAGAACCUAAUCGGGUUUCAAAUACCGCGUCUAUUCCACCGCUUCUACCUGCGGCACAGGCGGAAAAUGGGUGACGGAAAAGCCGAUAACAUCCUAAUCAAUAGACAAGGUGAAGGUCGCGCGAUAUUCUUUCAUUCAUUUUUGUGCUAUGGUACCCUGCUCCGGUGCAGCGUCAUUUGUCCCCCAUCGCUGGCGUUUGUGAUUUUUUUGGUUGUGGUUUUAUUUCCUCAAUGAACAAAUUGAACAAAUAUGUUAUGAAAAUAUCAAUUAGGCAACCUUUACAUCGUCGAUAUUGGGUCUACCUUUAACGCGGUAAUUCGGCCUUGCGACAAGGGUGAGUUUCUUCGGAGCUUGCAGGCGAGUCACCAGGAGUCCCCCGUCAAUUUACUCAAGCAGGCGUUCGAGCAUUAUUUUGCACACCCGCCGGACCAUGACACGGUGGACAUAGAGUCGGGCUUCCCCAUCAUGCCUCACCGGGGAUACAACGCCGAUAUGGUCCAGGAGCUGGAAGUAUGAUGGUGGACAACUUCAACAUUCCCUCUUUGUCAUUUCCGAUGCAAAAUGCCAACUCGUGUCCUGCUUCUUCAUGUCCAUGUGCAUGACCACCAGUUUCGGAAGCCCGACUAGCACUAUAAGUACUCACAAAUCUUUGUGAAUACAACAAACUUUAGUGUCAUCUUCAGAGGGCGUCCGUGUGCUUGUUCCGGCGCUGCUCAUGCCCUUCAAGUUCAAACCCUCGGGCGGGGGAGUUGUCCACUAUCAUACAAGGUGUAUCUUAACCAGAAGGGAGGCCUGCUGCGGGCACUACCCAAGAAUAAUGGAGUGGUAGAAGACUUUUAUUUUUUGCGAUUCCAGUUACACGACCAGAGAUUUUUUAGACUUUCAGUGAAUUAACUUCUGAAUUACAUUUGUUCGGCAACUUGGACGAUCUGGAAAACUGCUAGAUCUUGCGGAGAAAUCUGUCACUGCCUUACUAUGAUUGCUCUGUUGAUGGUGCCACAGUUUCUCCUUUUGUCUGCGUAUCAUCCCUAUGCAAAAAUAAAUACGUGCAGCUUCGUGCAGGAGUGCAAUUGAACGUUCCAAGCUUGGGAGCUGGAUUGGGCAUACCGCCGCCACCCUCUAGCGCGGCGCCGACUGGCGGCAGCGGUCAUCGGUCCUCGGUUUCCAGUGGCGGCAGCGGAAGCACGAGCUUUUCUGGCGUGCAACUGCAGACGCCGGCAAACAUGCCGACUAUCGGCGCACCUGGGGGCUUCACCUUUUCUGCCACGUAA
Messenger RNA from Amoebophrya sp. A120, 6926 nucleotides. The record is from the annotation of a GenBank genome assembly. NCBI's taxonomy places the organism in Eukaryota, Dinophyceae, Syndiniales, Amoebophryaceae.